Messenger RNA from Sodiomyces alkalinus F11, 1046 nucleotides. Its product is annotated as Shr3 amino acid permease chaperone. The transcript has 3 exons. Gene Ontology annotation, cellular component: endoplasmic reticulum membrane. The record is from RefSeq and is a predicted model, not a curated record. Bases 152 to 841 code for a protein of 229 amino acids. Lineage: Eukaryota; Fungi; Ascomycota; Sordariomycetes; Glomerellales; Plectosphaerellaceae. Gene Ontology annotation, biological process: endoplasmic reticulum to Golgi vesicle-mediated transport.
GACAAAUUUAGAAAGUCAGAGCCAAAAAAAAACGAGCGAUUUUGGGGCCAUUUCGACCUUCACCUCCUAAUCUCCUCUUGAUUGGAUCUCCUUCUGUCCCGCAGCGUCCAAAAGCCGACGAUUACCUCUACCCCUACUUCGCCAAUUCAAGAUGGCGACUACUAAGAAACAAUAUGGGUCGACUUCCUUUGCGACCUUUCUCAUUAUUGGCCCGACUUGUUUCUUCCUAGGCAUCCUCUUCGCCUUCUUCCCCUACGACUACCCCCUCCUGUGGACCUCGGCGCCCAUUCCCGACGAGUACUACGGGCACGUGGAGACGCACGUCCGCUUCGUCUACGAGUCCCCCCCGCUCAUCGGGCGGCUGCUCUCGACGAUCAUCCUGGUGGGCUUCCUCGGCUUCUUCAUCAAGCUGUUCAACCCGUCCGAGGCGAACGUGCUCUUCGACGGCGCGAGCCUGAUCCUCUACAUGAUCGGCGUCGGCGUCUACCUGACCAACAUCGUCAAGGGGCUCCGCGCCGUGGGCAACGACAUUUGGAACCGCGACGACUGGCAGGAGAAGCGGCUCCUCGGGGACCUGAUGCUCGGCAAGGAGGACAGCCUGCGCGUCAUGGCCGCCAGCAACACCAUCCUCGCGCUCGUGCUCGUGGGGGUGCUCGUGCUCCAGGCGGGCCAGUGGUAUGCGGAGAGCAAGGAGAAGGAAGAGUGGGAGAAGAUGGAGGCGGAGGACCGUGAUCAGGCUGCCGCUGCCGCUGCCGCUGCUGCUGCUGCUGGUGCUGGUGCUGCUUCUGCGGGUACCGGGAAGGGGUCUGCUGGUUCUACUGCCACGAAGAAGAAGCAGUAAGAGGGUUCGUUCCUUCGCGUACCUGCGUUUGGGCCUUCUUUCGCCACUCGUCUGGUUGUUUUCCUGGAUUAGGUUAGAGGGGAGUUUGUUGGGACAGUUGCAUGAAGGGUGGUCUGGAAAAUGUGUGCACGACGAAGAGUAUCAUGGUACAUGGGGGAAUAGCACAUGCGUCGCAUUUUGCCCGGGUUGCAGGCGUGACAAUAUU